This is a messenger RNA of Zootermopsis nevadensis, 1480 nucleotides long. RefSeq lists its product as uncharacterized. The record is from RefSeq and is a predicted model, not a curated record. Lineage: Eukaryota; Metazoa; Arthropoda; Insecta; Blattodea; Termopsidae. Gene Ontology annotation, molecular function: chitin binding. Gene Ontology annotation, cellular component: extracellular region.
CUGUAAAAUUUGGCUGAUUGGCGUAGGAUUUCCUAUGCUUCUUGAGUAGAUUUUGGAGGCAAAACUUGAGAGAGAUGGACGGAAGCAACUCUGUAAUUCGUUUUUUAAGCCCUCUGUGUAAAAGAGUACAUGAGUCCGUGAUGGACUAGGAGCGACGAUCUGAUUUGUCCAGCUGGGAGUUCAACGCCUUGAAACUUUCCAUUGUAUUUCGAAGCAAAAACAACAAAAAAGUCUUCCUUCAUUAACUUCCACUAACGACGUUGGCUCCAGAAAACAGAUAGACCUAAUUAGACUCCGUAGAAGACCAACCACAAUCGAAAGUAUUUGGGAAACAGUUGCGGUAAUAGGACCCCUGAGGAAGGUUCCCUGUGCAAUGAUGAAAAUUUGGACAGGAAUUAUUUUCUUUUCGAACUUAGCGGCAGUCUUCGGGGACGAAAGCGACGUAUCCUUUACACCAGCGAAACCAUGGAGCCAACAUGCAGACUGGCCGUUCUGCGAGUUGGGAGGCACGUACUCUGUCCCCCAUAAGAAAUUCUGUGAUCGGUUCUUCAUCUGCCAGAACGGACAAGCUUACCUGGGACAGUGCGAGGACGGUUUGGCGUUUGUGCCGUUUAACGGGUGCAAACUUCUGCACUUCGUCGACUGUUCCGUGCGAACUAAACUACAAUCGCCGAAAGGCAAAGGAAAAUGUCCAAGGUUGAAUGGAUUGCAUAAAGCUCCAAAAGGCUGUGGGAAUUUCUACAAAUGUGAAAAUGGCACUGUAGUUCCUGAUAAAUGUGCAGGGGGUUAUGAAUUCGAUGGCCACACGAAACUGUGUCGUUUGGCAACGCCACAAGAGCGAGAGAAAUGCUCACAUUCGUCGACUUCUUCAGGUUUUAAGUGUCCUGCAAACAACGUGUUCCCGUUUGGAGACCACUCUCGCCAUCCCUACCCAGGAAGCUGUUCCCUCUUCAUCAUGUGUCUGAGAGACGGCUCCAUCAAGGUGGGGUCUUGUAGCGCCGGGUCGGCUUACAGCCCAGCAACACACAACUGCGAGCUAAAAGCCACUGUUCCCGGUUGCUCGCAGAUCUCAUAAUGAUUGUGUUUUCUCAAGGUUAAAGUGACUUGUGUUUCGGACAAGAACCUUUAUCGAUUUCAAUGUUUUCUAGUAAUUGUGGCGAAUUUCAGUGUGACUGUAGCUGACAGUACGCCUAUUUGUACCAGAAUUCCUGUUCCAUUGUUAGCGGCUAUGAGGUCCUAACUCUGCACCUGGGCAUUGGAUUAUCUGUUUUUUACUCUGUAGCAUUUUUGUUUUAUUUAUGUGUGUUUUCUUUCCGCGUACAUUUAUCGAAGAUUCUGACUGCCAUUGUUGUUUUAAAAACUCAUCUCAACUUCUGAAUUUGUACACUUAAAGACGUCCACAGUAAGAAGAAAAGAAAUCGUAAUCUGUAUUCAAUCAACAAACACAAAACUGGGUCGAAUAUUUAUUUUAUUCAUAAAC